AUGAACCGACAAACUAACAUUAUUGACGACGAUGAAGUCGCCCGAGCGAUGGCCGCAGCCUUGCAGGCUAAGGGAAAGCGUAAGAACAAGGUAACUGGAGUUAGGCCGAACAAGAUCAGCAAUGUGCCCGCAGCGAGCAAGGUAACAGGAGGCGAUGCGUCUACUCCAAUCAGACCGAACAAGACCACCACCGUACCUGUAGCGAAGAAGGAAACAAGGACGCCUAUUACUGCUACUACAAACAAAAAUCCGAGAAGCCGAUUUUACGAGGCAGAUGGGCUAAAGAUACCAUUGAAUGACCAAGAUGGCCUAGGAGAUAAGAAGAAACAACACGCUCGGUUGGCACAGUCUCUCCUGCAGAAUGACUUGGAAGAACUACUCGAUAUCGUAGAGCAGUAUGCAGGCACUCAGAAGCGAAUAGAAUUCUGCAUGCUUGAACUCUCAAAGGUCGAGGUAGCAAACUGGAUCGAAGAAAAGGAAACUCUUGCUCUUGGGCGCCACCCCAAAUUAACAUUACCAAAUAUGAAUACCGCACAUGGCACAAUCCAUGCAAAGAAAACGUUCGCUCCUUCACGUACCCCUGCAGCUCCGACACUGAGCAAUGGAACAGCAACUCCCUCUGUUCCUUACGCUAAGGAAAACAUGCCACAUACAACUGUACGAAAGGAUACACGUGAGCAGCCCGAUAGUCGGAAAAGACGAAUCCACGAAGAUGAGCCAAGCAGCCAACCGCCACGGAAGCUUCAGAAGCUGGAUACUCCGGAAGAACCAGUAGCUAGAGCUGAUGAACAUCAAGCCGAUGCCAUUCAACAGGGCAACCCAAGCCCUCAGCCAGUAUCACCAUUGCCUCAAAUGAGCGAGAAAAUCAACACGCACAAGGUCGCCAGAGAUCGCGGAGUGCGGCAGAUGCAGUUCAUGAUCGAUACUGGGAUGGAUGCUUCCAACCUCGAUCUAUCCACCACGGUCGUUCACGACAAGAAGAACGAUAGAGUUAUUACCGCCACAACUAAUCCUCGUACUGGCGCGACCCAGUUCUUUGACACAACAGUACCCCGAAACAUAAGCAUUCCACCAAUGCUUCACGCUCCAUUUCUAAAACAAGGAAAACACGGCCGCCAUGGCGACUUCGUAUACGACCCUGACCGUACCACAGGUCGCGGCCAUCAAAUUACUCCGCACGAUAAUCGUAGAUGGAAUGAGUUCAUAGUGUUCAAUGGAAUGUGGCAUCAUCGUAAGCCACAUUCUGUAAUUGGAGGGGAGGCCAUGUCGGCCGAGCGUGAGAUCAAGGAGACAUGGGAGAAGUGGCAGAUUUGGUGGGGUGAAUUUGUUGAAAAGUACCCGGGGUAUGCGGUUGCGCACUUAUGGCCGUGUGGAUGCGAGAAGGUCAUGGAGGGGGACGAGAGCGAAGAAGAGUAG
This is a messenger RNA of Bipolaris victoriae FI3, 1416 nucleotides long. RefSeq lists its product as hypothetical. The transcript is spliced from 4 exons. NCBI's taxonomy places the organism in Eukaryota, Fungi, Ascomycota, Dothideomycetes, Pleosporales, Pleosporaceae. The record is from RefSeq and is a predicted model, not a curated record. Bases 1 to 1416 code for a protein of 471 amino acids.